Molecule: messenger RNA, 1699 nt
Organism: Dendronephthya gigantea
Lineage: Eukaryota; Metazoa; Cnidaria; Anthozoa; Malacalcyonacea; Nephtheidae
Exons: 8
Coding region: 111-1574 (487 amino acids)
Source: RefSeq, a predicted model, not a curated record
UACAGUCAUUGAAUCAUUUCAAAUUUUGGCAGUUGGUUUUUGGGUCCCUGUGAGUGAAGAACGACUUAUCCAGAGCAGCGAAAAAUCGUGAAUAUAUUGUUUAAAGAAAGAUGAAACAUCUCGAGAUCCUGCACUUAAUAUUCUCAGUGCUCUUGCUCUCUCAAGUAGCUUAUGGAAAGUACAUUACUGAAGAUUUGUUGAGCAUCGAAGAAGACGAUCCCUUUUCAGAUGUUGGCAUACCAUCAACUUCACCAUCAGAGAAACCAAAUCGAGAAGAAUGCCACAAGGACAUUCUUAUCGUUCUUGAUACUUCUUUCUCUAUUGGGGAAGCCAACUUUAACCAAGAAGUGAAACCUUUUCUCAGAGAUUUUGUCUCGGAUAAAACCUUGAAUGUUGGACCGGACGGAGCUGAGAUUGCUUUGUUGCUGUUCAGUAAAUGGGCUGAUCCAAAGAGUCGCAACUACAGGAAGAAAGAUGACAGAACUAAGCUAGUAAUACCCUUUAGCGAGAAAAUAACUGCAGAGUCGUUUGAACGGUACAUUAAUAAUACAAAUUGGGUUGAUGUUGAAGGUGGUCAUACAAGAACGGACAAGGCACUACAGAUUGCUAACGAUGAAGUAUAUCCUAAAAAUAGCCCAGAAAACAAUAGAAAGGAUGCAGACGACGUCAUCGUACUCAUCACGGACGGCAGUCCCAGAGGAACAAAGACCGUGUUAGAAGACACGCUUGCAUACGCAGACGAGCUAAAGAAAAAGGGUGUGCUUAUCAUAGGGGUUGGAGUUGGACAAAAUAUCGAUGAAAACAAAUUUUGGAACAUUUUGAAGGAAAUCGCAUCGCCUGGUCAAGCAACUAGAGUGAAGUUUAAUCAAUUUCAAAGCAUAAAAAAUUCCUUGGUGAAGAGAUCGUGUGAAUUGCCUUUCUCCCCAGGCACACAAUGCGAGUGCCCAGCAAUUUCAAUCAAACCGCACUAUCUCGAGCCUGGUAAGACAUCUACCUCUCUUUCUUGGAAAAGACCCGAUCCUGAGUGCAACGCCGAACCAGCUAAAUUCCGUGAUUUUACAUGGUAUCCACAUCUCAAAUCCCCUGCUGAAUUCGGGGUUGGCAAACACACAAUCCACUACAAAUUUUACUUUUCCGAAGGCCACGAAAUGAACUGCACCGUGGUAUUUGAUGUCAGAGAAUGCAAAUGUCCACAAGAAAAGCAGGAUGAAGUUAAGGUGAAACCUGGUGAUACAGAUGUUGAACACGAAUGGCGAGCCCCAGUUCCUAAUUGUUUGGGCUUCGAUUCUCCUCUGACUUCUCAGUCGUUGUGUAUUGGCAAACACUCGUUGCGUUAUCGAUAUAACGUCGGUAAUCAGUUCAAUGUUACCUGUCGGCACAACAUCGAAGUGAAAGGGGCACUUUGCAAAGGUCAAGGAUACGACAAGAGUUCUCAAGAGUGCUGCUGUGGCGUAAUUCGUGACAAGAAGCCUGGCUACGAAUGCUGUGGGCAAAAUCAAUACAACAUCGCCACACAUCGAUGUUGUGAUGGAGAUAAUAUCCGCAAAAGCGAUGAAGAUUGCCCGACAUCUUAAUAAACUGUAGAGUUUGUGAAGUUCUGUCAGUAGUUUUAAUUUUUAGUUCAUCAUAUUUUAGAUAGUGCGUUUUGAACGGUAAAAUAAGAUUAAAUGCUGAUCUAAAUUGACAGCCAAAAAAUUCA